AUGGACAGCCAUUUCUCGCCCGAUCCCACCAAUGAUCCAAUGUUGCAACAACUUUUUCGAAUAUUCUCCUUUUUUGCUGACCUUUGCCCAUCCGGAACUUUGUCACCCCCUCAAGCUCAUUUCAUCUUAGCCGAGCUGCAAAAGGCUUGCGAGCUGCCGACAACCAGCCGUGAUUUUGUUUUUGAUUCGGAUUGUAUUACUUUCCGAGAACUUCUCACUUAUAUAGAGGCGCUUUUUCUUGACCGAGACGAGCUCGAAGCGGCAGUGCAAAGGCUUUUCGAGCAACUUAUUUCACAAAUUAUUCGUAAAGAUUUUGUUUUGUAUCGUCGCCGGAGAAAUGGUUGUUCACCAUUCAGUCAGCGCUCUCAAUGGAAAGCCGCUUGGAUCACUAUCGUUCCCGGGACUCUCAAUUUGCGUCCUGUACAUAAGCCAAAUGAAAAAGAAACAUUAACACUUGAGAAGACAACAAUCGUUUUGGUUGGCCCAAAAGAGGAUGAGCAUUAUUUGUUGUAUGUGGACAGUGGCAAAAAGCAUUAUGCUUUGGCACAUAUGGAUAACAUUUCACGAAAUUCCCUAGUUAAAGAUAUUAAAAUGGGAAUUACAUUCCGGACAAGAGUUGAGCUUUCUGAACACCAUCGACGAAUUGCGCAAAGAUCCUUUGGUGUACAUGGAAAGAAUCGAGAACUUUCGUGGCGAUUAGCAUUGGAAGCAGAAAAUGCACGACUUCUUCAAAUCAUAGAAGAAGGGAAAAGAUCGCUCCGAGAUGAGGAAAUUGUUCGCUCACUUGCUGCUAGAAUGCUAGAAGAGGAAAGGGGAAAGAAUGAGCAACUCACACAACUUCUCGCGCAUUUUGAACGACAACUUCGACUCUCCAAUCAACCAGAGAACACCACAAUCACUAUUAAUUUAGAACGAAUCGAAGAAGAGGAAAAUGAUGAGGUGCAAGUGAUUGAAAGAGAUGAAGAAGGAGGAAAUCUUCGGGAUAGUCAUUUCACCGAUACUGAUAGCACUGCAACUGCAUCACAUUUUGAAAGUGAAGUCGAGAGAACGCCUUAUGAUGAAGCAAAUGAGAUAUCAGCGGUGGAAAGAGCUCGACGAGAAAGAGAACUCUAUUUAAUCACUUCAACUCAAUCAAUC
Messenger RNA from Mesorhabditis belari, 1137 nucleotides. The record is from the annotation of a GenBank genome assembly. Lineage: Eukaryota; Metazoa; Nematoda; Chromadorea; Rhabditida; Rhabditidae.